GUCAUACAUGAAACCAAGCUUAGGCAAAUAUACACAGCAGAAGAAAAAUACACUAUUAAAAUAUCUGCUUAUACAAACCGAUCCGUCUCUACUAACACAUCCCUGAAGACAGCACAGUUUCUCACUAGUUCGGUUGAUACAGAUGAAAGAAGACAACUGGAAAACCAGCAACAGGACAUCAGUAACACAUUAAAGUCACUGGAUGUGCGUUUGACUACAUUGUUUGAGAGACAGAAACAUCUGGAACGCAGAGACAAUGAGCUCAGACAACGGAAAAAGGAGCUUUUAGAGAGAGGAAACAGGAGGAGACAGCUGGAAUCAAAAAUUGGUGUGAAGUAUGAUAGUUUAAGACAGUUGGAACAAGAUGCUAUCAACCUAGAGGAUGAAUCUCAACAGGCAAAUGUAAAGAUCAAAGAAAUAAAUGUCCAAAAAGCAAGACUUGUUACUGAAUUAACGCAUUUCAUAAAGGAUUGCAUAUCACUGAACAUCCUCAAAGCAGAUUUGGUUCUUCAGAGCACUACAGUGGUGGCUGAGAAGAUGAGACUAGAAUCAGAGUAUAAAGCAGCAAGUGCACAGCUAAGAGCUGCAGAGCAACAAUUUCAUGAACUGGAUGAUAGGAAGCGAGUUCUUACAGAGAACUGCAAAGAAUUGCUGAAAAAAGCUCGACAGGUCUGCAAACUGAGUCCGGAUCAACAUCUUCCAAAAGAAUUUCAAACUGCUUUUCAGACUCUUCCAGCCACGUUGGAGGAAAUAGAUGCUUUUCUGAAUGAAGAGAGAAAUAGAGCCUCCUGUUUUACAGGCCUGAGUGCUUCGGUUGUCGAAGAAUACCGUAAGCAGACACAAGAAAUACAGCAGUUGACGGAAUAUCUAGAGGAAAAGAAAAAUGAAUUGGAUAACUAUAAGCAAAAGAUUUCACAGGUCAAAGAAAGGUGGCUAAACCCCUUGAAAAAGCUGGUUGAGCAAAUUAAUGAGAAGUUCAGUAGCUUCUUUAGUUCUAUGCAGUGUGUUGGUGAAGUUGAUCUUCAUGUGGAAAAUGAGGAGGAGUACGACAAGUAUGGGAUUCGUAUUAGAGUCAAAUUCCACAGUAGCACAGAACUUCAUGAAUUGACUCCAUAUCAUCAGAGCGGAGGUGAGAAAAGUGUUUCCACUAUGUUGUACCUGAUGGCUCUACAGGAACUCAACAGAUGUCCUUUCAGGGUUGUAGAUGAAAUAAAUCAGGGAAUGGAUUCAGAGAAUGAGAGAAGAGUUUUUGAAAUGGUUGUGAAAACGGCUUGUAAAGAAAACACGUCGCAGUACUUCUUCGUUACACCAAAGCUCCUGCAGAAUCUCACUUACAAUGACAAGAUGACGGUGUUAUUUGUCUACAAUGGCCCUUUGAUGUUGGAGGCAAACAAAUGGAGCUUAAAGUCUUUCUGUAGGCGGCGGCGACGACUUGGAAGGAUGGAUGAACAGUGA
Molecule: messenger RNA, 1455 nt
Organism: Tauraco erythrolophus (red-crested turaco)
Lineage: Eukaryota; Metazoa; Chordata; Aves; Musophagiformes; Musophagidae
Source: RefSeq, a predicted model, not a curated record